Sardina pilchardus (European sardine) is the source of this 3104-nucleotide messenger RNA. It is a transcript of the gene eya2, whose product is annotated as EYA transcriptional coactivator and phosphatase 2. The record is from RefSeq and is a predicted model, not a curated record. Lineage: Eukaryota; Metazoa; Chordata; Actinopteri; Clupeiformes; Clupeidae. The coding region runs from base 466 to 1893 and encodes 475 amino acids. Gene Ontology annotation, biological process: multicellular organism development; cell differentiation; negative regulation of extrinsic apoptotic signaling pathway in absence of ligand. Gene Ontology annotation, cellular component: nucleus. Gene Ontology annotation, molecular function: protein tyrosine phosphatase activity. The transcript has 15 exons.
UCCUCCUUGCGCGUCUCUUCACUAGUACACGCGUUUUCAGAGGAACGCGGGAACUAAUGCGCAAUUGCCCUGGCUGUUAAUGCCGUGUAAACUGUAAAGACAAGUUCGUUGACUGUCAUGUCAAACCAUUUUAGUUGCAGAGAAUACAACAGGAUCAGAGUCGAAGCAGAUCAGUGAAUGCAUGCCUUUGUGGCGGACGCCACUCACGGUCUCGAAGAAACAGCGUCCUUAGAGUUGUUCCCAUAUCAGUGGAGUUCCUCUCUCGAAACAACACGCAAAAUGGACAGGCUACUUGUUUGAAUGUUCUGUCCAACCUUCGACUGCACUACCACUUAACUAUGGAAAGCUGACAGCAAGAAGCUGUGAUAGUUCAAGAAAGAUAGAAAAAAAGGAAGAAUCUACCCUGAACCUACAAGAGAUAGUCAAAUAAAGCAUAAUUUCGACAAGCAGCUGUCUGGAGCAGUCAUGGCAGCCUAUGGACAAACGCAGUACAGUCCCGCUCUACAGCCUGCAGGGCCAUACUCAGCGUAUACACAUCACAACCAAGGCUAUGGCAUGCCUUACAACAUUAAAACAGAAGAUGGCCUGAGCCACUCGCCAGCACAGAACAGCCUCCUGGGCUACGCGUCCAACUUCAGCAACACGGCCCCGAGCCAGGCGCUGUACAGCUACUCCACGCAUGGAAGCAGUAUUUCUUCUGGAAUUUUCCAGGGAGCCAACGCAAUCACAGGUUCAACACCGUUCAGUCCAACCCAGCAGGACUUUUCAGCGUACACCACAUACAGCCAAAGCCAGUACUCCCCAUACUACAACACACACUACAACAGCCCGUACCUCACCGCCAGCAACAUCAGCCCCACAGCCCUGGCCUCGGCUCUGCCCUAUCAGCAUCCAGAGCACUCGGCCGUGUCCACCAAUCACAGUCCAGAGUCACACACAGGGGAAUACCAUCCCCCACCCAGCCCGCCAACUCCAGUGAAGGAUCACGAGGGGGUUCCUGCCAGACGGAAUUCAGACGGGAAACUGAGGGGCAGAAAGCGGGCCAGUGACCCCGCGCCCCCCCUCGACUCAGAUAUCGAGAGGGUGUUUAUCUGGGAUCUGGAUGAGACCAUCAUCAUUUUCCACUCUCUUCUCACUGGGACUUUCUCCACACGAUUUGGCAAGGACUCUGCCAAGGCUGUUUCGCUGGGGCUGUGGAUGGAGGAGAUGAUCUUUAACCUGGCUGAUUCUCGACUCUUCUUUAACGACCUUGAGGAAUGUGACCAGGUUCAUAUCGAUGAUGUGGCUUCAGACGACAAUGGACAGGAUCUAAGCACGUACAACUUUGGCACAGAUGGCUUCCAGAGCCCGACGGGCGGGGGCACGCUGUGCCUGGGCUCAGGUGUGCACGGCGGGGUCGACUGGAUGAGGAAGCUGGCCUUCCGCUACCGACGCGUCAAGGAGAUCUACAACACCUACAAGAACAACGUGGGAGGAUUAUUGGGAAGCCCUAAACGGGAGGAAUGGUUACAGCUGCGGCGGGAGAUGGAGGUUCUGACAGACCUGUGGCUCACCCAGGCGCUGAAGGCUCUCGCUCUAAUCAACUCCAGGCUCAACUGUGUGAAUGUGAUGGUCACCACUACACAGCUCAUUCCAGCCCUGUCUAAGGUCUUGCUAUAUGGCCUGGGUUCUGCUUUCCCCAUAGAGAACAUUUACAGUGCUACCAAAACAGGCAAAGAAAGCUGUUUUGAGCGCAUUACCCAACGGUUUGGUCGGCGUGCAGUGUAUGUAGUCAUAGGGGACGGAGUGGAGGAGGAGACCGUAGCCAAGAAGAAGAAUAUGCCUUUCUGGAGGGUGACAUGCCGAGCAGAUCUGGAGGCCCUAAGUCAUGCACUGGAGCUGGACUACCUCUAGGGGGCAGCAGCCGUUGGACACCCUGCCUCUACGCCUAUCCCAUAUCCCUAUGAACUGCAGUGGACCAACAUAGAUGUGGCCAGGCAACAUCAAUCACGAUCCAAAGCCAAGAAUAUGGGACCAAUCUUUAUCUCAGCAGGGAGUUGCAAUAUUACUGGAAAUGUAUUUGUUUCAGUUCAGUCCAAGAAAAAUACCCCCUUCUCCCUCACCAUAGACUCCUUUUUUUCCUUUUUCUUUUUUUAACUGCAGCACGUUGCACUGAAAAUAAAAGCCCUUCUCAGAUCUUUCAGUUCAUGGUUGGCGGUUAGAGUGUCACAUAGCAUGUUUAUUCUUUUUUCUAAUAAGUUUUGAGAAGAGAAUAACCAGAAAGUAAAAACAAGAAGAAACUGACCGUAAGCUGUAGUUUAUAUUAUUAGAUAACCCCAUUACAAAAACAUGAUUUGUUAGAGAUAUUACGAGAAUACUUAGAGAAUUGCUUUAUUAGGGGGGGGGGAAACACAGAGAUCUUCGAUGCCAGUAAUGUAGAUUAGAGGAAUGAUUUGGACACCUAUGAGAUUUAUAUGGGUUCUCUCAGUGUAAAUCAGUAAAAUAAGGGUUGUAUAUAGAGUAGCCAUUUUAAUGUAUUUAAAUUGAAUUACAUGUGACAAUCUGCUGGUAUACAGACUAUGUCUUAUCACACAAUAGUUGACAGAAAAGGUAUUAGAAAAUAAACAUGAUAAAUAAAUGGGCUGUAAAUAAAGCAUUUUUGUAUAAUAAAUACUAUUAUCAGUAACAAUGCUAAACUGCCCCAAACUACCCCAAAUGACACUGUUCGCAUUUACCGCCUGCAUUUCUUUGUUGAGGCACAGAAAAUAUGUGACACCAAUGUUAAAGAAAUCUUUUGAUAAUGACAGAAAUGACAUAAAUUGCAUCACACAACCCACUAUACUUAUUUUUAUGACCAUAACAGACCCUGUCCAUUUUACAAGGCAGGAUUCUUUACCUGUUUGACUAUUUCAGAACAGAACGUUUUUGAUGUAUAUUUCUUGUAUUGUUCCUUUUGAUUUCUGAGUGAGAGUUGAGAUAUAACCUGUGUGUUAUUAAAUGGUAUGAUCGUGUCUGGAUUUGCAUGUGUCCUAUACAUGAUCAGAUUAGCUAUGAUUUGUAUAUAAGGUUUUAUUGAUAAUUUGUUCUGAUGGGCAAUUAUUAUAGAAUAAUAAAAAAAUAAAUUA